Messenger RNA from Trichomonas vaginalis G3, 480 nucleotides. RefSeq names its product peptide alpha-N-acetyltransferase protein. The record is from RefSeq and is a predicted model, not a curated record. Gene Ontology annotation, cellular component: NatA complex. The transcript has a single exon. Gene Ontology annotation, biological process: mitotic sister chromatid cohesion. Gene Ontology annotation, molecular function: acyltransferase activity, transferring groups other than amino-acyl groups. Lineage: Eukaryota; Parabasalia; Trichomonadida; Trichomonadidae. Bases 1 to 480 code for a protein of 159 amino acids.
AUGGGCAAUUGCGAUGUAGUAUUCGAACAAGUAAAUCUUCAAAAUUAUCAGCAGCUGAUGCGCCUCGACUUGAAGUGCUUCCAAAGAACUUUUUCCCUACAAUAUUAUAUCAAAGUUGCAAAUGCAAAGGAAUUUGUAGGAUUUCUCGCUUUACUAGAUGGGGUUAUUAUAGGGGAAAUGACUAUUCGUUUCUCUGAGGAAAACGGAAUUAAAUGCGGUUACGUUUAUAGCUUUGGAAUCUUGUCAGACUAUCGAUCCAAAGGAUAUGGUAGUAAAUUGUUCAAAUUUGGAAUGGAUAAGCUCAACGAAUGUCGAAAAGUUACCCUUCAUGUGAAAGUCAGCAACGAAAAUGCGCAAAAGAUAUACACUAAGAACAUGUUCAAGAUACAUGAAAGAAUUCCUAAAUACUAUGGAGAUGAUGAUGGGUAUUUAAUGUUAUUUGAGCGUGAAUCAACUGAACAAGAUCCUAACUCAGUCUAA